UAUGUCACAAAGUCAUAAGCCAGUGGGCAUCCUUUUUUGACCAGAGUCCAAGGAAUAGAGCGCUACCAUUGUCCCCGAUGAUUCCCAGGUCCAGCUGGUGACAAAUUCAUUCAUGCCGGAUUCCCAUCAAGGCCGGCUCUCCUCCAAGCUUGCUGGGAUGAAAAAAUAGCUACAGAUCCCCCUGGGAUUCACCCUCAAGAGAGCAGUGCACAUAGUUUGAAACACAGCCUAAUGGACGGGUGUGCAUCUUAGGAAAGCAGCUACCAGGGGACAAGAAGCUGUCACCAGCCCCCAGGGGAGUCCUGGCAGCAUGGACGACGAUGAUAAUGAGCCUGUUGAGUCCGAGACCAAAGAUGAGGCUGAAGCUGAAUUGACACCUCAGGACAGCGAUGUCACCCUCUACUGUGAAGCUGAAGUCCUUCCAAGUGUUGAGAAAGAGAAAUCUGCCCGGGAGGAUUCAGAAACCGACCUGGAAAUUGAAGACACAGAGAAAUUCUUCAACAUCGGACAGAAGGAGCUGUACCUGGAGGCCUGCAAACUGUCCAACACUACGGUCCUCAAACUGGAGCUGGGAGACAACUGCAUCCAGGAAGAGGGCAUCAUGAGUCUGAUGGAGAUGCUGCACGAGAACUACUACCUGCAGGAGCUGAACGUGUCUGACAAUAACCUGGGUUUGGAAGGAGCCAGGAUCAUCUCGAACUUCCUCCAGGAGAAUAACUCUUCGCUCUGGAAACUGAAACUUUCAGGAAACAGCUUCAAGGAAGAAUGCGCUGCACUUUUAUGUCAAGCCCUAUCGUCCAAUUACCGAAUCAGGUCCCUGAACCUCAGCCACAACGAAUUCUCUGACAUUGGAGGGGAGCAUCUGGGACAAAUGCUGGCCCUUAACGUAGGGCUCCAGUCCCUGAACCUAAGCUGGAAUCACUUCAACAUUCGUGGCGCUGUGGCCCUGUGCAAUGGUCUCCGGUCUAAUGUGACCCUGAAGAAACUGGACGUGUCCAUGAAUGGCUUUGGGAAUGAGGGUGCUCUGGCUCUGGGGGACGCCCUCAGACUCAACAGCUGUCUGGUCUACGUAGAUGUCAGUAGAAAUGGCAUUACCAAUGAGGGGGCCUCCAAAAUCAGCAAGGGCCUAGAAAACAACGAGUGCCUCCAAGUGCUGAAGCUCUUCCUGAACCCUUUGAGCUUGGAGGGGGCAUAUUCUCUCAUCAUGGCCAUCAAGAGGAACCCCAAAUCCAGGAUGGAAGACAUUGACAUCUCUAACGUUCUGGUAUCAGAGCAGUUCGUCAAAGUCCUGGAUGGAGUCUGUGCCAUUCACCCCCAGCUGGAUGUGGUAUACAAGGGAUUGCAGGGUCUCUCCACCAAGAAAAGCAUCUCCCUGGGGACCAACCCCAUGAGGCUGAUCCAGAGCUAUACGGAACAAAAGAAGAUCUCAGUGGUGGAGUUCUUCAGGAGUUUGAAUCCUACAGGAUUGAUGACAAUGCCUGUUGGGGACUUCCGGAAAGCCAUGAUCCAGCAAAGCAAUAUCCUCAUCAACCGGUACCAGGUGAGGGAGCUGAUAAAGAAGUUGGAUGAGAAGAAGGGUAUGGUGAACUUCAGUUCACUUGAAAAGGAAGAUUUGAGCAAGACAGUGGAACCCAAGCCUGAGGAACUCCAGUCCACGUGACAAGGGGACAAUGUUCAGGACUCCGAGGCAACAGAGAGCACCACUGGGCAGAUCUGCAGGAGCACUGGCAAGCCGAGCCCACCGAGCAAGCCUGCAGAAACCUGGAGGUGGGAGGGGCAGCGGAAAGUCUACUGCAGCUGCGUGUAAACAGGAAGACUCAGCAGGAGUAGCAGAGGCCAUCUUGGUGAGAGACAGCCUAGCAGCCUAGGAAAUGGCAGCCUGUUUACCCAUCCUUCCAUACGCCAACUGGGCUUUGAGAACCAGCUCUGCAUCCUCCCAGAACUGUAUAAUUGAGACGGCUAGGCUGAUUGCACGCCAGGCUUCAAAUUGGCAGUUAAGGAGACUAGGCCUAAAUCUCUGUCUCCAAGAACUGGGCAAUCCCAGGCAAGUCCAGGCCUCAGAAGCUGCCCGCCACCUGGCCUGAGGCAAGAACAAUGGGAUCAGCAAUAGUUUCCAGACUUCCUCAGCUACUUCCUCAGUAACAGUUUCCAGACCUCCCCAGCAAGUUUCCAGUCCCCCAUACCCCCAGUAAUGGAAUGUCCAUAGAGAUGGACCCAACAGAUUAACAUAGAGGUCACCUACCCCAGAAUUCCCUAGUGUACUUUAAAUCAGGCCUGCAAGCUCACUUGGGGUGUUUCUCUAUUCUGGUAAUGGGAGACCCCAGCAUGCUGGGCUUCUGCAGAAUAAAACACUCUUUGCAUUUACAUAC
This is a messenger RNA of Mus musculus (house mouse), 2369 nucleotides long. RefSeq names its product leucine rich repeat containing 74A (gene Lrrc74a). NCBI's taxonomy places the organism in Eukaryota, Metazoa, Chordata, Mammalia, Rodentia, Muridae. Bases 311 to 1660 code for a protein of 449 amino acids. The record is from RefSeq and is a predicted model, not a curated record. The transcript has 15 exons.